AUGCAAGAAGGAGUUCAGUUUGCAGCAGCAACUAAUUUGAAAUCCAGAAACAAACAGGGGAAUGGUACAGCCGCUGAAUCUCCAUCGUUGUCUCCACAGAUAUCCGAUCACAGCAAUGAUGCUGGAAACAAGUCAAACAAUCAUUACAAGGAGAGAUUGUCCCCAUUUAGAUACAAAUUGAGAUCGCUCAUAUUGCCCUUGAUUCGUCAAGAAACAAUAUAUCUAGCCAAGAUGCAAUCAUUUUUGCGGUGUUCUGUUUUUGACUUUUAUUUUGCAUGGACAGCAAACCUUGCCAGCCACACAUUCUAUGUUUUGAUGUUGCCGCCACCAAUAUGGUUUGGAGGGAGUUAUUUGACCAGGGACUUGGUGUAUGUUUUGGGUCUAGGCAUUUAUUUAACUGGAUUUUUGAAAGACUUCUUUUGUUUACCAAGACCACGAUCGCCACCUUUGCAUCGUAUCACAAUGUCAUCGUACACUACACAAGAAUACGGGUUUCCCUCGUCUCACCUGGCCAAUGCAACAGGUGUUUCAUUAUUGUUGUUGAUAAAGAUUCUUUCACUUGAGAAUGUAUCUAACACUACGUACUACUCGCUAAUCGUUGGGUUAUCAUUAUAUUACAUUUCUUUGAUAUUUGGACGAUUAUACUGUGGAAUGCACGGAUUUUUGGACAUCAUUAUCGGUGGUUUAGUAGGUCUGUUUGUGUUUUUGUUUCGACACUAUUUUGGACUACAAUGGGACAAGUUGUUGUUUGACAAUGGUUUAGGACUUGUCGCCAGUACGGUAAUUAUAAUUGCAGUAUUUGUUCUGUUGAUCCAUUUUCAUUCAGAACCAGUUGACGACUGUCCCUGUUUUGACGAUUCAGUUGCAUUUGUUGGAGUUUUAAUUGGAUUGGAUUUAGCUCAUUUGGUGGCUUAUCAGACAAAGUAUUUUGCAAAGAUGAACUUGACCGGUAAUCCUUAUUUGAUUCCGUUUGAUGUAAAUCGUGGAGUAUUAAAUUCAGUUUCCAGAUUCUUAUUAGGGGUCGCCUUGGUUGUGACGUGGAAAACCUUAGCCAAGCCAAUUGUUUUUACCAUUUUACCUCCUAUCUACAAAGCUGUUGGUGUGUAUUUACCAAGAAGAAGCUAUAUUUCAACUGCUCAUACACAGACAUCAACUCGAAAAAUUAGAUCAACGUCAAUGUCCAAUGACUCAAAUAUGGGAAUUGGUGAUAUAAACAAUUUCAUAAAGGGAGUGACUGACCACAAUAAGAAGGACGAAGUUGGACCGGAAACAGAAAUUGAUUAUUACGAAAUGCUAUCCUAUAGCCAGAAUCAAAAUAGCGACAACACGACAAUUCAAACUCCACCAAAAUAUAACAGUGGUGUGUUCAAAUAUCGUUAUGAUGUAGAGAUUGUUGGAAGAUUGAUUAUAUAUGCGGGAAUAUCGAUUACUGCGGUGUGGACUUUUGCAUUUGCAAGUGACUAUCUUAAUUUAUAG
Candida albicans SC5314 is the source of this 1476-nucleotide messenger RNA. Its product is annotated as sphinganine kinase. The record is from RefSeq and is a predicted model, not a curated record. Gene Ontology annotation, cellular component: endoplasmic reticulum membrane. Gene Ontology annotation, molecular function: sphingosine-1-phosphate phosphatase activity. Lineage: Eukaryota; Fungi; Ascomycota; Pichiomycetes; Serinales; Debaryomycetaceae. The transcript has a single exon. The coding region runs from base 1 to 1476 and encodes 491 amino acids.